AUGGCGUCGAGUAACGAUCGCUUGCGUUCUGUAUCAUCUGGCGCGGAAGAUGAUCCAGAUCUGGCACUGGCAAUUGCAUUAUCUCUGCAGACAGACACCAAUCCUGCAAACGGGGAGUUAGAGGCUGCGUCGACGUCAACAAGACCUUUGAGCCAGACAUCCAAGCCAACCCCUGGCGCCUCGUUUGGUGCUUUAAUCCUUGACAGACAGAAAAUGGAGGAGGAGCGUCUUGCGAGAGCAAAGAAGCGCUCAGCAUCUCAAGCCGGGCUUUAUGAGCAGACUGAAAAGUCAAAGACGCAACGCGUUAGAGCUCUUGACGGCCACGAAAGCAACACCACCGAAUCUAUGCAGCCCAAUAUAUCCGAGGAAGCAGCAAGUACUCCCGUGCUUCCCUUUCCAAAGGGGGUGUUUAAGCGGACUUGGGCCUUGGGCUAUCCAAGAACAGGUGACGAUAUCAAGGUCGAGGAGGUAUUGCAAAAAGAGAAACUACAAUUAGCCGUUCUCUCAUCUUUCCAAUGGGAUGAGGAAUGGCUUCUCUCUAAAAUUGAUUGUACACGCACCAAGAUGAUUCUGGUAGCCUAUGCAGCAAAUGACGCCGAGAAACAAGCAAUCCGAUCAAAUGUGCCAACCGGGCGUAUAAGAUUCUGCUUUCCGCCAAUGCAUGGCGGGUAUAUGCAUUCCAAGUUGCAGAUCUUAAAGUAUGAAGGUUAUCUCCGAAUUGUGAUCCCGUCUGGGAAUUUAGUCCCGUAUGACUGGGGUGAGACGGGUGUUCUAGAAAAUAUGGUCUUUAUCAUUGAUUUACCCCGGCUUGAGAAAAUGAAGCAAACCACACUACCAACAGGGACGCUGUUUGGAAACGAGCUACGUCGAUUCCUGCGAGCUCUUGGCCUUGAGGAAAAACUCGUCCAGAGUCUUGACAAUUACGACUUUUCUGAGACCUUCCGUUAUGGAUUUGUCCAUUCCAUUUCCGGGAGCCAUACUAAUGAAUCUUGGCGGCACACAGGCCAGUCUACCUGCUACUGCGGACUAGGAAGCACUGUUCGCAGCCUGGGGUUGGCAACCGAGAGUGCCGUGGAGGUAGACUACGUGGCCUCUUCUCUGGGUUCGCUGAAUCAUGGUUAUUUGAUAGCCAUCUACAAUGCCUGUCAAGGUGAUUCAGGCAUGAAAGAGUACGAAUCCAGGCAGCAUAAACCGACAAAAAGCAACGCCAGACAGGCAAGCCUGGUGAGUUUUAAAACGGCCAACAUUGAGCCGGUCGAUCUACAGCGUUAUUUUCGUAUCUAUUUCCCGACUGAAAAGACAGUUUUGAGAAGCCGGGGCGGUAAAUCUGCUGCUGGCACUAUUUGCAUUCAAGAGAAGUGGUGGAAAUCAUCGACCUUCCCCCGAGAAUUACUGCGAGAUUGUGAGAGCGCCCGAACUGGUCUUUUGCUGCAUAGCAAAGCCAUAUUUGUCCGGGAGCGAGCCCACGACGGAGCAGUCUGGGCCUACGUUGGAAGUGCAAACCUGUCAGAGAGCGCAUGGGGCCGGUUGGUGAAGGACCGGGACACGGGAACAGCCAAGCUCAACUGUCGCAAUUGGGAAUGCGGUGUGUUGGUUGCAGUGGGCAAGGACGCGGGCAUCGCGGCCACUUCGACACGGGGGCCAGCCGAACAAGCCGCACAGGCGCGGGCGCGGGCGCAGAAGCAGAUGCAAAAGGGGUGUGACGUGGAGGAGAGCAAGGAAAAGCAAGCAAGUAAGGCGGAGUCGCAGUUUCUGCAGCAGCAGCAAGAUGACGAGGACGAAUCAGCAAGUCUUGCUGGGGCAUUUGGAGCAACAAUGCCCAUCCCUAUGAAAGUGCCGGCGGGGAGCUACACGUCAGGUGAAUCGGCAGCCAGCCGGCCUUGGUUUUUCAUGAAGGCCGAUUGA
This is a messenger RNA of Colletotrichum truncatum, 1905 nucleotides long. NCBI's taxonomy places the organism in Eukaryota, Fungi, Ascomycota, Sordariomycetes, Glomerellales, Glomerellaceae. The record is from RefSeq and is a predicted model, not a curated record.